CUAUGUUUACGUGUAGAACUUUAUUUUCGGUUUAGUUUUGUUUACCAAUAAAUUUCGUUAGCUAUGACAAAUCUACAACGCUGGCUAUUUUACGCAUCGCUCUUUGCGAUUCCCUAUCUCUCCGUUGUUUUGGGAACAGUGCAAACGCCACUAACUACCAAGUAUUUCCUGCACAUUCAGCUUUUACCACUUUUGCUCCUCGUGAUUUUUGGAAUAUAUUCCGUUUGGACUGUUCUAUAUAGAACUCUGACUUUUAACGAUUGUCCCGAGGCCGCCAAGGAGCUGCAGGAUGAAAUUCAGGAGGCUCGCAAGGAUUUGAUAGCCAAGGGAUUUCGGUUUCGAGAUUAGGAGACUUCCAGCUCGUAGGACUUGUGCAUGUUAAUCUGUAAUUCCAUUAUUUAUAAAAACAAAAAUUACGCAAAUUU
Messenger RNA from Drosophila melanogaster (fruit fly), 425 nucleotides. It is a transcript of the gene Dpm3, whose product is annotated as Dolichyl-phosphate mannosyltransferase subunit 3. Bases 64 to 348 code for a protein of 94 amino acids. NCBI's taxonomy places the organism in Eukaryota, Metazoa, Arthropoda, Insecta, Diptera, Drosophilidae. Gene Ontology annotation, biological process: glycoprotein biosynthetic process. Gene Ontology annotation, cellular component: endoplasmic reticulum membrane. The record is from RefSeq and is marked reviewed. The transcript is spliced from 2 exons.